AUGCCUUCCUGAGGCGGAAAUGCCUCUUGCUACCUCCCCAGUCAACUUUUGUGUCUGACUUUUUAGGUGGCCGGUCGCAAGGGAUUCCCUCAUGUGAUUUACGCCCGUCUUUGGAGGUGGCCUGAUCUUCAUAAAAAUGAACUCAAGCAUGUCAAAUACUGUCAGUAUGCUUUUGACUUAAAAUGUGACAGUGUCUGUGUAAACCCUUACCAUUAUGAGCGUGUAGUGUCGCCUGGCAUCGAUCUAUCAGGGCUGACACUACAGAGUUCUGCUCCAUCCAGCAUGCUGGUGAAGGACGAGUACGUCCACGACUACGAGGGGCAGCCGUCGCUGAGCUCCGCCGAGGGACACUCGGUGCAGACCAUCCAGCACCCACCAAGUAACAGGGCCUCGACAGAGCCUUAUAGCACCCCAGCCAUGUUAGCUCCCACUGAGGCUAGCACUACCAGCACCACUAAUUUUCCCAACAUUCCCGUGGCUUCAACAAGUCAACCUACCAGUAUAUUGACAGGUAGCCAUAGUGAUGGACUCUUACAGAUUGCUUCAGGGCCUCAGCCAGGAACUCAGCAGAAUGGGUUUACAGCUCAGCCAGCCACUUACCACCACAACAGCACCACGACCUGGACUGGGAGUCGGACGGCAGCCUACACACCCACCAUCCCUCACCACCAGAACGGCCACCUGCAGCACCACCCGCCCAUGCACCCCAGCCACUACUGGCCGGUUCACAACGAGCUCGCAUUCCAGCCUCCAAUAUCAAAUCAUCCUGCCCCAGAGUACUGGUGUUCGAUCGCGUACUUCGAGAUGGACGUGCAGGUCGGGGAGACGUUCAAGGUCCCCUCCAGCUGCCCCAUCGUCACCGUGGACGGAUACGUGGAUCCUUCUGGGGGAGACCGCUUCUGCCUGGGCCAGCUUUCCAACGUGCACAGAACAGAAGCCAUAGAGAGAGCGAGGUUGCACAUAGGCAAAGGGGUGCAGCUGGAGUGCAAGGGGGAAGGCGACGUGUGGGUGCGGUGCCUGAGCGACCACGCGGUGUUCGUGCAGAGCUACUACCUGGACAGGGAGGCGGGACGUGCCCCGGGGGACGCCGUGCACAAGAUCUACCCAAGUGCAUACAUAAAGGUGUUUGAUUUGCGCCAGUGCCACCGUCAGAUGCAGCAGCAGGCUGCCACUGCCCAGGCUGCCGCUGCCGCUCAGGCUGCAGCCGUGGCAGGGAACAUCCCCGGGCCGGGAUCCGUGGGUGGAAUCGCCCCAGCCAUCAGUCUGUCGGCCGCCGCCGGGAUCGGCGUGGACGACCUGCGCCGCCUGUGCAUCCUCAGGAUGAGCUUCGUGAAGGGCUGGGGGCCCGACUACCCGCGGCAGAGCAUCAAGGAGACGCCCUGCUGGAUCGAGAUCCACCUGCACCGCGCCCUGCAGCUGCUGGACGAGGUGCUGCACACCAUGCCCAUCGCGGACCCCCAGCCCCUGGACUGAGACCCCGCCCGCGGCGCCGUGAGGGAUGGUGGAUUUGUAUCAUAACCGUUCUGUUUAUAACCCGGAGAUACAUCUUAACUUCUGUCUCUGCUUAACCUUCCGGAAAAAAAAACAAAAAAAACAAAAAAAACAAAACAAAACCAGGUUUUAAAAAUGUGUUUGCCGCCUUGCUCUCAGCAGAAAAAAGGAAACCGAACGCGCGGAAAUUUUGGGGUUUCAGUUGUUUUUUUCAGAACUUAAAAUUUGUCGGGAUAACGGGGGCUUUGAAAAGCGAAAGGUGAGCGCCCUUUGGAGGCUUCACAGUGUUGGGUUUGGUCCCUUUGUUCCCUCUGAAACUUUUUCCUUCUCUUAUCGUGGCAUCUUGGUGAUAAACUUCACAGGAGCCUUUUGUACGCAGAAUAUAUAUUAUAUAUAUAUAUUUAUAUCUGAAAUUUUUCCUUCUAAUAGUUACAAACAUUUACCUUAUAGGGCCUUUAAAAUUCCAGCUGAUUUGUGACGUUCUGUUUAGGGAAGAGUAGUUAGCAGGAGACUUCUUUACUUUUGUCGAUGACCUUGUUAUGGUUUUUUUCCAGGUUAAAGCCUAGAAGCUGCCAAAAAAAAAAGUGAGGGGAUGAGACAACAUGACAUUGUCGGUUAAAAACUUCAUCAUUAGGUUUUUUGGGAGAGGAAAAAAAAAAAA
Messenger RNA from Corapipo altera (White-ruffed manakin), 2152 nucleotides. RefSeq names its product mothers against decapentaplegic homolog 4-like. The coding region runs from base 283 to 1473 and encodes 396 amino acids. Gene Ontology annotation, biological process: anatomical structure morphogenesis; transforming growth factor beta receptor signaling pathway; regulation of transcription by RNA polymerase II. NCBI's taxonomy places the organism in Eukaryota, Metazoa, Chordata, Aves, Passeriformes, Pipridae. The transcript is spliced from 10 exons. The record is from RefSeq and is a predicted model, not a curated record. Gene Ontology annotation, molecular function: I-SMAD binding; RNA polymerase II cis-regulatory region sequence-specific DNA binding; DNA-binding transcription factor activity, RNA polymerase II-specific. Gene Ontology annotation, cellular component: heteromeric SMAD protein complex.